Drosophila navojoa is the source of this 987-nucleotide messenger RNA. RefSeq names its product circadian clock-controlled protein daywake. The record is from RefSeq and is a predicted model, not a curated record. Gene Ontology annotation, biological process: multicellular organismal reproductive process. NCBI's taxonomy places the organism in Eukaryota, Metazoa, Arthropoda, Insecta, Diptera, Drosophilidae.
AAGCUCAGCGACGAGAACGUACUGCCUCCAUUCCGUCCGCAUCUCAUAUAUGGUGUGGCACAGUUUGAUGUAAUCGAAUCGUACUGUCAGUCGGAUUCGCAUUUAGAUACUCGCCGGGCGUCAUGAUGAAAAGUUCGUUUAGCUUUAGCUGCGGCCUGCUUGCUGCAGUUUUUAUACUGAACGGGGUCGUCGCCGUGGAGUACUACACGCAGAAGCCAUCGUGGCUGCCCUCGUGCCGCAUCUAUGAGCCGGGCUUCACCAACUGCUCCACGCACAGCAUACAGAAGCUGGUGGAUCAAGUGGUCAUUGGCAUACCGGAAAUCGUAGAAUCCAUCGGAACCUUCGAUCCCUUGCAUGUGAGGAAUAUCUACUUUAAGCAGGACAACAAUGAGGUGGCCACACUCAGUGCCAAUCUGACCGAUGUGGUGGUCAAAGGCUUCGCCAAGGCCAUAAUCAAGGAGAGCCGCGUUAGCAAAAAGGACUUUGGCUGGCAAACUAAAGUCUAUCUGCCCAAAAUGCGUAUGGAUGCGACAUAUCAAAUGGCCGGUCGGAUACUGCUAAUACCGUUGAGUGGCAAAGGUCACAUAUACAUAGAGAUCGAUGAUCUCGAUAUACUGCUGCUGACCACAACGCGUCUGUAUGAGAAGGGCGGCUUCACUUUUGAUAAUGUGACCGCGGUGCGCGUUAAGCUGAAUAUAUCCCGGGUGCAUACCGAAUUGGAUAAUCUAUUCAAUGGACGCAGCCCAGAAGUGGCGCGCAGCACGAAUCAGUUCUUCAAUGAUAACUGGCGGGACUUCUACGAGGCGCUGAAGCCCCUUAUACUGGAAACUGUGGAAAACAUAUUCUAUGAGAUCAUGUCCAAGGUAUUCCAUCUGAUACCGGCUAAUUUCUUUGUUGAGGAUAUUCCAACGCCCCAGCAGCUGUACGGCAAAAACCAAUAGCAUAAAUGAUAAUUACAAUGCUCAUGAAAAUAAAAAUAAACUCUGA